AUGAAAUUAAGACGUGUUUACUUACUAGCCAUUGCAGCACAGGUUGCUGCAAUGGAUAUGGGUAUGGAUAUGGAUAUGACAGAGGUGGAGCCUGUAACAACUACCGCUCAAACAGCACAUAUUACACCAACUCCCUAUGAGGCAAGUCAUUUGCAUGGGUUACCUAUACUUGAAAGGCCAGGGUUGACACCUGCAGAAAAAAUGUAUUGGCAGAAUUAUUCAUCAGAGACAUUUUUCAAUACGCUAGAAGGGAAUCGUUUUGCUUUUAAAUAUCACGUAGCCACUAUGUCUUUGGUGAUGUUUAUAUCGUAUCCGAUUUCAUUAGUACUAAAUUCAGUUGCUUCUGGAUGGUAUCUGCCAUGGUUAGCGAUUAAUCUGGCGCUGACUGUAUCCUCGUUGGUCCUGGCGGCUGUGUUUAGUGCUACGUUCCCUCACGAAUGGUAUCCAGGUAAUAUUUAUAAAACUACGUCAAUUGUACUAUUUGUGUUUAUAAUAGUACAUUUUGUUGUUGCUUUGUUAUCAAGAAUCGCCUCAACUAUUGUCAUUGAAGAUAUAUCCGAAUAUUCUCUUCUAGGGGAAGGUAUCCCUUUGAAAAUGUACCCAUCCGGUGGUUCUCCAGGUUCUACUCCUGAACAAGAUAUUGAAACAGAUUCAUUAAGGCAAAACAUUUCGCCACAGACACAUUUCUUAAGUUAUAAAAUAUUUAGGUCGCAAUGGGUUCAAAGGAUUGCAUGGACAUUUGGCGGAUUAUGUUCUCUCAUAUUCAAUACAUUAAAUUACCCAUUGAUGUUAUACAUUUUAUUUAAUAACUGUGUUGGACUUGCUGUCGGAAAUUUAUUCGGAAAAGGUCCACGUGUGUUUAAUUUACUUGCCCAUUGGAUUAAAGGUGCUGUGUUUGUAAUCCUUGGUGUCAUUUCUUUGGCUCGUUAUUGUGGUCUUGGUCAAACUCGUGGUUGGGCAUGGAAUCGUGUUACUUAUACAAAUCCACAACGUGUAAACUCCCACCGGCUCAGGUACAUGCCUAGAGGUACUCUAACUGUGGAGUUCAUUGAAUCGUUCCUGAUUUUCUUUUAUGGUUCUACAAAUGUGUUUUUAGAACAUUUGGCAGGCUCUGGGGGUGCAUGGACCGCUAAAGAUUUACAGCAUGUAUCUAUUGCAUUUAUGUAUAUUGGAACAGGUCUAUGUGGUCUUUUAUCUGAGCUCAAACUUAAUAAUUGGAGAUAUUAUUACACUUUGAAAACUAGUAGCAUUUCCAGCAACGAAGUAUUUGCUGCUUCUCCUGGUUACAGUCCCAACCCUUUCCCAACAAUGACUAUUUUCUGGACAGGAAUUCUUAUGUCGCAACAUGCACAAGCGUCACAUACCUCUACUUCAGUUCAUAUGCAGUGGGGUUAUUUAUUGUCUUAUGGGUCAUUUUUUAGAAUUUUUACCUUUUUGAUCUUAUAUUUUAAACCUUUGACCGAUGACUAUCCAUCAAAACCAAUAACGGAGGUCAUAACUGCACUUUGCUUACUAGCAGGAGGUCUUAUUUUCAUGGAAUCUACUGAUCAAGUUAUAGAGGCAAUGGACUAUAGAGGUUAUACGCCAAUGUUCACGUUCAAUAUCAGUGUUGGGUUUGUUGCGUUAUUUAUGGCUUGGAUAAUGAUUCUUUGUAUGUGGAGAGAAUGGCUAUUACAAUGCAAGAGAGCUAGAUUAUAA
This is a messenger RNA of Maudiozyma barnettii, 1698 nucleotides long. It is a transcript of the gene TVS1, whose product is annotated as Tvs1p. The record is from RefSeq and is a predicted model, not a curated record. The coding region runs from base 1 to 1698 and encodes 565 amino acids. The transcript has a single exon. NCBI's taxonomy places the organism in Eukaryota, Fungi, Ascomycota, Saccharomycetes, Saccharomycetales, Saccharomycetaceae.